GUCGUCGUCGUCGUCCCGCGCGCGUCCACCGGCUCCCGGCUCGCGCCGCUCCGUGUAGCCGCUCCCGGGAGACGAGGAGGCGGGGGCGACCACAAGAUGGCGGACCUCUCGCUGCUCCAGGACGACCUGCAGGAGGACGCGGACGGACUUGGUGUGGAUGACUACAGCUCAGAGUCUGAUGUGAUUAUUAUACCUUCAGCCCUGGACUUCGUCUCACAAGAUGAAAUGUUGACACCACUGGGGAGGCUGGACAAGUAUGCUGCAAGUGAGAACGUAUUUAACAGACAAAUGGUGGCCCGGAGUUUGCUGGAUACAUUGAGGGAAGUCUGCGAUGAUGAAAGAGAUUGUAUUGCUGUUUUGGAAAGAAUUAGCAGAUUAGCUGAUGACUCAGAACCAACUGUGAGAGCUGAGCUGAUGGAGCAGGUGCCACAUAUUGCAUUGUUUUGUCAAGAGAACCGGCCAUCAAUACCAUAUGCUUUCUCCAAAUACUUACUACCUAUUGUGGUUAGAUACCUCGCAGAUCAGAAUAAUCAGGUGAGGAAGACAAGUCAGGCAGCGUUGCUGGCUCUGCUAGAGCAGGAGCUGAUUGAGCGAUUUGACGUGGAGACCAAAGUGUGCCCAGUCCUCAUAGAGCUGACUGCCCCAGACAGCAAUGAUGACGUGAAGACAGAAGCAGUGGCUAUAAUGUGCAAGAUGGCUCCCAUGGUUGGGAAGGAUAUUACAGAACGUCUAAUCCUACCUAGGUUUUGUGAAAUGUGCUGUGACUGUAGAAUGUUUCAUGUCCGGAAGGUCUGUGCUGCCAAUUUUGGAGAUAUCUGCAGUGUGGUUGGCCAACAAGCUACUGAGGAAAUGCUGCUGCCCAGGUUUUUCCAGCUGUGUUCUGAUAAUGUGUGGGGCGUCCGAAAGGCAUGUGCCGAGUGCUUCAUGGCUGUAUCUUGUGCAACAUGUCAGGAAAUCCGACGGACCAAAUUAUCAGCACUAUUUAUUACCUUGAUCAGUGAUCCUUCACGUUGGGUUCGCCAAGCUGCUUUUCAGUCUCUAGGACCUUUCAUAUCCACUUUUGCUAAUCCAUCUAGCUCAGGACAAUAUUUUAAAGAUGAAAGUAAAAGUUCAGAAGAUGUAUCAGCAGAAGACAAAACUAGGAUCAAAGAGCAUGACAUCGCAGAAUGUGGACAGAUCAGCUCUGAGGAUGUUCCUUCAGAAAUCAGUGUCCCUAAUUCCAGUGUCAGACUGGAAAACACACUGGAAGACUCUGCUGCUGAGACAUCCAGGACCUCUCCAGGUGACAUAAGUGUUCCAGUGGACAGCUCCUUACUCUGUACUUUGUCCUCAGAGUCCCCUGAGGAAGCAGCUAGUGAGGAGAAUGACCAAAAAUCCAGUACCCAAGAAUCUGCAUCCCAACCGGAGGUUGGCACCAGUUCCUUCGAUUCUGCUCUCUUAGAAUUGUUCAACUCAUUCCACUUCUGGAGGACUCCUCUUCCGGAAAUAGAUCUUGACAUAGAGCUUGACCAGGACUCUGGGAAGAGACUCAGCCCAGAGAGACCAGGAGAAGCACCUGGCAUCCCUGUGCCAAGCUCACCCAAUAUUGCCAUGGCUACCCGGAAGGAACUAGAAGACAUGAUAGAAAACCUAGAGCCCCAUAUGGAUGACCCAGAUGUUAAAGCACAGGUGGAGGUGCUGUCAGCCGCACUGCGUGCGUCCAGCCUCGACGCUCACGAAGAGGGUGAGGCCGGUGGAGUAGACCAGAGGUCGGAGCUGCAAGAUGAGCCAGGUCUCAGUGAGCCGCCAGAUUGUAACAUAAAGCAAGAUGACUCUGUGCCUUCAAUCAGCGCUGCUGUUGAGAAUAUGGACACCACUCUACACUACGUCCAUGGAGACACGGACGUGAGCACCAGUGGUGGCUUCAGCCCUGAUGAGGAGAGGAGACCAAAAGUGCAAGAUGUUGUGCCUCAAGCUUUGCUAGAUCAGUAUUUGUCAAUGACUGACCCCUCUCGAGCGCAGACGGUCGACACUGAAAUUGCAAAGCACUGUGCAUACAGUCUGCCUGGGGUGGCUCUGACACUUGGCAGGCAGAACUGGCACUGUCUGAGGGAGACUUAUGAGACACUGGCAUCAGACAUGCAGUGGAAGGUUCGAAGAACGUUAGCCUUCUCUAUCCACGAGCUUGCAGUUAUUCUUGGAGACCAGUUGACAGCUGCAGACCUGGUUCCAAUUUUUAAUGGGUUUUUAAAAGACCUCGAUGAAGUCAGAAUAGGUGUUCUUAAACACUUGCAUGAUUUUCUAAAGCUUCUUCAUAUUGACAAAAGAAGAGAAUACCUUUAUCAACUUCAGGAGUUUUUGGUGACAGAUAAUAGUAGGAAUUGGCGCUUUCGAGCUGAGCUGGCUGAACAGCUGAUUUUACUUCUAGAGUUAUAUAGCCCCAGAGAUGUUUAUGACUAUUUACGUCCCAUUGCUCUGAAUCUGUGUGCAGACAAAGUUUCUUCUGUUCGUUGGAUUUCCUACAAGUUGGUUGGUGAGAUGGUGAAGAAGCUGAACACUGCCACCCCCCCAACCUUUGGUGUCGACCUCAUCCAUGAGCUAGUGGAGAACUUCGGCAGGUGCCCCAAGUGGUCUGGGCGACAAGCCUUUGUCUUUGUCUGCCAGACCGUCAUUGAAGAUGACUGCCUCCCCAUGGACCAGUUUGCUGUGCAUCUGAUGCCACAUUUGUUAACCUUGGCAAACGACAGGGUUCCAAAUGUUAGAGUGCUGCUUGCAAAAACAUUAAGACAAACACUCCUUGAAAAAGAGUAUUUCUUAGCUUCUGCCAGCUGUCAUCAGGAGGCUGUGGAACAAACCAUCAUGGCCCUGCAGAUGGAUCGAGACAGUGAUGUUAAGUACUUCGCAAGUAUCCACCCUGCCAGUACCAAAAUCUCUGAAGAUGCAAUGAGCACAGCUUCCUCAACCUAUUAGACAACUAAAACCAUGGCGUCCUUCCUGCUUCCACAAGCGCCAAGGUUUGGCUGCCCUGUACCAGUCCAGGGCAGCUGUCGGGGGAGGCCUUCCUCCUGCUAACUCAUUUGCAGGUGCAGGCUGCCUAUACCUGAUACCAGGGGUUUUAAGAGUCAAGAGAAAGUACAGUAAACACUAUUACCUUAUCUUGACUUAAGGGAAAGUAAUUUCUCAGAGGAUUAUAAUCGUCACCGAAGCCUUAACUCAUUUCUUCAUCUUCCUGACUGAAUGAAACUUGAAUUGGCAGAGCAUUUUCCUUAUGGAAAGGACGAGGUUCCCAGAGACCUGCAUUGCUUUCUCCUGGUUUUAUUUAAUGACUGAUAAAUGACAUUCUUAUGCCCAGAAGGCGGAUGUGCACCGGAUAUGAAAGACCUUCAGUAUUAGCCUAACCGUUUCUUCCAGGCAUAGAGCUGUUGGGCUCCAUGCCACCUGGCCCAGCCCUGAGUGUGGUUAGUUCUUGGCAUAUAUACAUGGCACAGGAGAGUUUGUUGGAUUUCUCCUAAGGGCUUAAUGCUAACACUAAAAUAGAAUCUGAUUUUCACUCUUCCGUGCAGCAUAUUGCUGUACACAUGUAUAAAAUGUCUGCUGAGUAUCUCUGUUCUGGAUUCCUUCAUGCUGGUCAUGACCUCAAGGAAAUUUCUUAGCACAAACAUUGUAUGGCAGGAGUUUUGAACUUGAUCAUGGUCAGCUCUGAGGUGCAGCUUUUUCUUCCUGUGCUGUACGUACCUGUAAGCACUCUGGGAGUGUGCGGUCUUUAAUCAUGCUGUUAGAACUAUCGUGGUACAAGUUCUCUUGUCCAAAUAAAAUUGAUAAGAUCUAUAAAGAGAAUAUAUAUACACUUUGUUUUCUAGAUGUCUACAAAUAAAUGCAAUUCGUGACAGUA
Molecule: messenger RNA, 3871 nt
Organism: Jaculus jaculus (lesser Egyptian jerboa)
Lineage: Eukaryota; Metazoa; Chordata; Mammalia; Rodentia; Dipodidae
Gene: Ppp4r1
Product: protein phosphatase 4 regulatory subunit 1
Exons: 20
Coding region: 97-2949 (950 amino acids)
Biological process (GO): protein dephosphorylation
Molecular function (GO): protein binding; protein phosphatase regulator activity
Source: RefSeq, a predicted model, not a curated record